AUGUCGUCGCCGAGGUUUGGGAGCUCAUUUACGCAGCAGUGCUUCACAAUUGCUCUUCACUUGUUAUUCCUACUUGUUUCAUCUGCAAUCGUGCAACCCACAAGGUCAAAUCAUUCAAAGCGCAACGGUGCGCUAUUGACACUGAACGUCACGAGUAAAAAUGUAGUGAUGGACAAUGGCAUCAUCAAAGUCACCUUAACCAAUCCAAGCGGAUCAAUUGCAGGAAUUCAAUUCAAUGGAGUUAAAAACCUACUGAAUGAUUCUAAACAACAAGAAUAUAGAGGGCAAUGGGAUAUUGUGUGGAAAACCCCAAAUAGAAGAUUAAGUGUCUAUGAUAGGUUCAAUUUUAUGGCUAUAUCAGAUCACAUUCAAAGACGGAUGCCAACAGCUGCUGAUAGGGUGUAUGGCAGUCAACCCCUUGCCUACAAAGAAGCUGUCUUACUAACUCACCCAUCCAAUCCCACUUUCAAAGGGGAGGUGGAUGAUAAAUACCAAUAUUCAUUAGAGAGUAAAGACACUAAUGUACACGGAUGGAUUUGCCCUAAGCCACAUAUUGGAUUCUGGGUCAUUACAGGGAGUAGUGAAUUCCGAUCUGGUGGUCCUAUAAAACAAGAUCUCACCUCACAUGUUGGUCCAGUCGCCUUAUCGAUGUUUUUCAGCAAUCAUUAUGCAGGGAAAAUUCACACAGUGAGCUUGCGAAAUGGGGAGGCAUGGAAAAAGGUUUUCGGUCCUGUUUUUAUAUAUCUCAACUCGCAUUCACGCUACAAUCCACGAUACCUUUGGAAAAAUGCUAAAGAAACAAUGUUAUCAGAAACUAAAAGCUGGCCGUAUAAUUUCCCAAUGUCGCGAGAUUAUCCCAAAGGUCAUCAACGGGGUACCAUUGUUGGCAGAUUGCUAGUUCAUGACAGGUACAUAAGCAGAAAGUUAAUGUCAGCAAAAUUUGCAUACGUUGGACUGGCUCCACCAGGAAACGCUGGAUCAUGGCAACGAGACGUCAAGGGAUAUCAAUUUUGGACUCAAACGAACAAGACAGGAUACUUCAAAAUUCGGGCUGUUAGACCUGGAAACUACAACUUGUACGCUUGGGUCCCUGGAUUUCUUGGAGACUAUAAAUACAACAUUAGCAUUAACAUAACACCAGGUGACAAUAUUAAUGUUAGAAACCUCGUAUUUUAUCCUCCAAGAAACGGUCCAACAUUAUGGGAAAUCGGUAUCCCUGAUCGCAAGGCUUCAGAGUUCUUCGUCCCUGAUCCCAAACCCGGACUAGUGAAUAGGGUGUUCAUCAACCGUACCGCUGAAAAGUUCAAACAAUAUGGACUAUGGGAUCGAUACACAGAUUAUUAUCCUAAACACGAUUUGGUUUACACUGUCGGCAAGAGUGACUACACAAAAGACUGGUUCUUUGCUCAUGUAAAUAGAAGAAUUGGAAGGAACAAUGUAUAUGAAUCAACAACGUGGAGAAUUUUGUUUUCACUAAAUAAUGUUAACCGGAUAGGAACUUAUACACUGCGAAUAGCGUUGGCUGGUUCCUCGUAUGCCGAUAUUUUAGUAAUGCAAUAG
Molecule: messenger RNA, 1560 nt
Organism: Ipomoea triloba (trilobed morning glory)
Lineage: Eukaryota; Viridiplantae; Streptophyta; Magnoliopsida; Solanales; Convolvulaceae
Product: probable rhamnogalacturonate lyase B
Exons: 14
Coding region: 1-1560 (519 amino acids)
Biological process (GO): carbohydrate metabolic process
Molecular function (GO): carbohydrate binding; catalytic activity
Source: RefSeq, a predicted model, not a curated record